This is a messenger RNA of Mangifera indica (mango), 1890 nucleotides long. Its product is annotated as probable indole-3-pyruvate monooxygenase YUCCA4. The record is from RefSeq and is a predicted model, not a curated record. Gene Ontology annotation, molecular function: flavin adenine dinucleotide binding; NADP binding; N,N-dimethylaniline monooxygenase activity. Gene Ontology annotation, cellular component: endoplasmic reticulum membrane. The transcript is spliced from 4 exons. Bases 396 to 1655 code for a protein of 419 amino acids. Lineage: Eukaryota; Viridiplantae; Streptophyta; Magnoliopsida; Sapindales; Anacardiaceae. Gene Ontology annotation, biological process: auxin biosynthetic process.
AAAAAAAAGAAGUAAAAGGUUUUUAUAAGUGUAUUUAUAUCAUCCGCUUCGCCAUUGCCCACUCCACCCCAAAAGACUCUGCCACAGAGAAAAAGACAGAAAGAAAGAAAGCCUUGAGAAGGAAGAAGCCUACCAUAACCAAAACCAAAUCGUUUCUUUUACCUUCACGCUUCCAUUUAAACCUCUCUUCACCUCUUCCAUGCAUUUAAAUCUCCGUAUUCAUAUUACCCUUCUGCUUCUGCCUCUGUCUUUGCUCUGCGCCUUGAUUCGCUUCCCAUCUCCAAGAAACCAAAGCAACACGGGUUUACGAAGAAAAGUAGCUUCUUUUCAUUAUCUUUUUCACUACUUUUGCUUUCUUUGAUUAUCUUUUUCUGUCUUUCUUGAGAUUUUACUACAUGGGUUCUUGUAAAGAUCAAGAAGAUAAACUAGAAAAGUGUGUGUUUGUUGAUGGACCUAUUAUAGUAGGUGCAGGGCCUUCUGGUUUAGCAGUUUCUGCUUGCCUUUCUCAACAAGGUGUACCCUCUUUGAUUCUUGAGAAAUGUGACUGUAUAGCUUCUUUAUGGCAACACAAAACUUAUGAUCGUCUUAAACUCCAUCUUCCAAAACACUUCUGUGAGCUUCCACUUCUUGGUUUCCCUGAAAACUUCCCCAAAUACCCAACAAAGCACCAGUUCAUUGCUUACAUUGAGUCAUAUGCGUCGCACUUCUCAAUCCAACCCCGGUUCAAGCAAGCUGUGCAACAAGCUGUUUUUGAUCAUUCCAGUGGCUUUUGGAAGGUGCAAACUCAGGAUUUUGAGUACAUUUCUAAAUGGUUGAUUGUUGCCACUGGAGAAAAUGGUGAGCCUGUGAUACCUGAAAUUGCUGGGAUUGAAAAGUUUAAUGGCCCUGUUGUUCACACCAGUGAGUAUAAGUGUGGCUCUGAUUUUAGAAACCAGAGAGUUUUGGUUGUUGGUUGUGGUAAUUCUGGCAUGGAAGUCAGUUUAGACCUUUGUAGAUACCAUGCAAUUCCUCAUAUGGUUGUUAGAAACACUGUACAUGUUCUACCCAGAGAAAUGUUUGGUUUUUCAACAUUUGGUAUAGCCAUGGCACUGCUUAAAUGGCUUCCUAUAAGGCUGGUAGACAAAAUACUGCUAUUAAUAGCAAAAUUCACCUUAGGCAACACAGACCAAUUGGGUCUCCGGCGUCCCAAAACAGGCCCAAUUGAACUCAAGAACAUCACCGGAAAGACACCAGUGCUGGAUGUUGGAACACUUUCACAGAUAAAAUCUGGUAAAAUCAAGGUGAUGGAAGGUGUAAAAGAGAUGACACAAAAUGUAGCCAGAUUCACGGAUGGACAAGAGAAGGAGAUUGAUUCUGUAAUCUUAGCAACUGGGUACAAAAGCAAUGUGCCUUCCUGGCUCAAGGGAGAUGAUUUUUUCACCAAGGAUGGGAUGCCAAAAACACCGUUUCCAAAUGGGUGGAAAGGAGAUAAUGGAUUAUAUACAGUUGGGUUUACAAGAAGAGGACUUCAAGGAACAAGUUUCGAAGCUGUUAAGAUUUCUCAAGACAUUGCUGAGCAAUGGAGGAAAAGCAAGGACUGCAAAGAUGCCCAUGUCAUCUUACUAACCAAAUUUCGUGAUAAAGAAAGAAACACGGAAAAUGUGGUUUUUUCCUAGGGUUUCUUUCUUUUUUUUUAGAUUGGGUAAUUAUUUGUUAUCGAGUUCUGACUGACUUGUUUUUACCUUUUUACCCUGAUCUCUUGUUUCCUGUAGAUGCACAAUUUUGCCUCGGGGUUUCACUUCACCUCUUGUCAUCAUGUAUUUUUUUUUUUUUUUAAUCUUUGUAUAAAUUAAUGCCAUUAUCUAACUUAUUUCAAAUCUUAUACGAGAAAAAAAAUGUUAUUAAGGCUUA